AUGGGCCAGACAGCUAAGGUGGCUGGAGCAGAUUCUGAGAAGCCCAACUGGGAUUACCAUGCUGAAAUACAAGCAUUUGGACAUCGGUUACAGGAAACCUUUUCCUUAGAUCUUCUCAAAACUGCAUUUGUUAACAGCUGCUAUAUUAAAAGUGAGGAGGCCAGACGCCAAAAACUUGGAGUAGAAAAAGAAGCAGUUCUUCUGAAUAUUAAAGAUAAUCAAGAACUCUCUGAGCAAGGGUCAUCUUUUUCACAAGCUUGCCUCACUCAGUUUCUUGAAGAUGCAUUCCCAGACUUGCCCACUGAAGGCGUUCAGAGUCUCGUUGACUUUCUCACUGGUGAGGAAGUCGUGUGCCACGUGGCUAGAAACUUGGCUGUGGAGCAGUUAACGCUGAGUGCGGAAUUUCCAGUCCCCCCGACUGUGUUACAGCAGACUUUCUUUGCAGUAAUUGGAGCCCUGCUACAGAGCAGUGGACCUGAGAGGACUGCACUAUUCAUCAGGGACUUCUUAAUUACUCAGCUGACUGGGAAGGAACUCUUUGAGAUUUGGAAGGUGGUCAAUCCCAUGGGGCUGCUGGUGGAAGAACUGAGGAAAAGGAAUAUUUCAGCUCCGGAACCCAGACUUACCAGGCAGUCUGGAAGCACCACAGCUUUGCCUCUGUAUUUUGUUGGCUUAUACUGUGAUAAGAAGCUGCUUGCAGAGGGACCUGGGGAGACAGUCCUGGUUGCAGAAGAAGAAGCUGCUCGAGUGGCGCUCAGGAAACUGUACGGAUUUGCUGAGAACAGGCGGCCUUGGGACUAUUCAAAGCCCAAACAGAAUUUCAGAGCAGAAGAGACCAUCACUGCUAGCUAGCCAGCCAAAGAUGGGACCUGAAAUUCGUAAGCAAAAUAUUGAGACAAGCGUCAGGUGCUCAGAGCUGGACGUUUUCCACAUUGUAAAGAAAUGUGUUUACCCUCAUACUCAGCCCCUAAAAUUAAAUGGGCUCUCAUCAGGGCACAUGUCUUUUAGGUUGUUUUUCUUUCGUUCUCUUUUUGGAUGUUUCCCAUUAAAUUUCCCAGGCCCUUGAUUUUAUUACCGUAUGUAACUCGUACAAUAGGUGUACUCUAUUCCCUUCUGGCUUUGAGGUAUCAUAAUUUGAAUAUAAGUUCUGUGUGAACUUUGCUGUAAUACCAUUGAAAAAGUUAGUAUUUCCGUGAUGUUUCAUUGUAAUUUAAUUUGAUAUACCUGGGUGAGUGAACUCCCCGAACCCUAAUGCUUUUGCUUCUAAAGUAAUUUUAGCUAAAACAGUGAUGUUAUAACUUAACCUUCAGAAAUGUAAGGUGCAUAUUAUAGCAGUUAGGUAUUUACAUGAUCUCUAAAUCAUGUAAGUAGGUUUAAAAAUCUGUAUACUAAUUCAUUUCAUAGUUAUUCAAUUUCUAUAAAAUAAAUGGCAGGAAAGGUACAUUUUAUGCUUUUAAAAGAAAACACGAAGAUCAAAAGCAGCAGCUUGAAGUAUUGAAGCCAAUGCUCGUGGAAAAAUAAAGGAUGUAUUUAUCAAUUUAAUAUUCUAUAAUCAUAAUCAUAGCUGCUAUGUGCCAAGCACUGUUCUAAGUGUUUUACUGUAAGAUUUAAUUCAAUCUAGGACAAACCUUAAGUGUGUCCUCUGGCUCUAAUCCUCUGUGGUCAGUUCUGUAACCCACUUGCAAAUUCUCUUUGGUUUAUUUCUCUUUAACUUUUUAGCAACAGUUUUCAGUUUCAGUCUGCCAAUAGUUAUGCCCAGGGCUUAACAAGAAAAGUGGGAAUUGGGAGUUGAGGAUAGAAAAGGUAAAAUGUUUAAGCUGGUAGCACUAUUGCCAUGAAAUCUUUAUAAAGGAACAUGAAGGACCUCUGAAACUUGCCUGAGACUCGUUAGGAAAGUGGAACUUAUCACAUGUAAGAGAGUUUACAGACAUCAUAGCUAAUGCAGAGACUGUUUGGAUUGGAAGGUUUGAGAAUUACUGGAGCUGGUUGAAUUUGGUGGGUUAAAUGUAAAUUAUUUCACCAUUCUUUGGAGAGUUAACUACUAAUAGUUGAACACAGGGACAGAGGGCCAAGCCCAGUAGUAAAAUGCCACACUUAUGUUUGUCACCCACAGCAAGUAAACAUGAUUGAUAAGCAGCUCAUUGAUACCUAAAGAGAAAAGAGAUUACAGAAGGUUUCAGGGAAGCAAAAGAUGGUAAAUGUUCUCAACCACUGAUUCAUCCAUCAUAUGCAAAAACAUCAGGUUCUAGCUAGAGUAUUUGAAUUUUAUUUUAGGUGAAGACUUUUUCAAAGGGUUUGUUAAAGAACUUAGUUGCAAACUCAGUAGUCCUUUCCCCGAUAAGUAGUGCUGAUAAUGUGACCCCUAAAUUCUGUUCAGGCCCGUUUGCAGUACCUUAACCUAUGAGGUUGGAGGGGAAGUGUCCUCACCUUACUGUCAAGCUUCUGAACCUUGAAUGCUUUUAGAUUUAUAUACAGAACAAAGCUAGCUCUAGUUCAUAAAAUCUAAUUUGCAAGUAAACAGACCCGAAUUCCUUAUGGAGAAUGUGAUUUCAGCAUAUAUCUAAGUAAAGUCUCCUUUGAACCUACAUUAAGGGGUACUUUUUAAAGGCACCCUGAACGUGUGGGCUGGAAUGUAGAAAACAAAUUAUUAGCAUGCUUGAGUGGUUCUGUAUGAAAUAGCUUAAAACUUGGAACCAACCUGGACAACUCAUUUGCUCUAACAAUAUAUCCUGUGUAAGUCUGAUGUGUGGGCAAGAGGAACCUGUGGGUUAUGGGUUAUGUAACUAAGCAUUCAGCAACCAUUUGAGGACUAGGUUUUUGACUGUCUAUAAUCCAUGUUGAGAAGACAGCUGUUAACGACCAUAGGAAGUUGGUGAGAUAUAAAAGUACUGAUACUUGAACUUGGCAUAGGAGAAGACAUUAGAGUCAUUUACUUUGAAAUUCUGAUUCCCUUUCUCACCUCUUCCCACUCCAGUUCCCUAACUCCAAAAUAUAAUGGCACCAAAUAGUUCCUUAGCCAAAAAUGUAAAUUGAUGUCUACAGACUCAACUAUAUAAGCCUUAUUCUUUAUAGUACAUUUGUUUUUAUUAUUUGCAUAUAUAAAGUAGAGAAUAUUAUUCUUGAAGUAUUUUAUGUGGUCAUGAGAAAGUGAACUAUAUUACUAAAAACAAAUACCGAAAAUGAAAUGGGGGCUGCUUAUUGUGUUCAGCACGUUAUAUAUUUUUGCCACAAGAUGGUGCUCUAAUCCCACUUCACAGUUACCUAGCGUGCAAAGUGCCUUUAGGGGGGACACUACCUUUCCUCCCUGUGCAGGGGAGAUUAUGUAUGUUUGUAUGUAUAGGGUCUGUGAUUACAGUGACACAUGACUUCUUGGUCCCUCACAGUUCUAACAGUCUGAAUAUGUGCAGAAGCUAGCUCACCUCUUCCCUCAGGAUGUAAAGUCGAGCAUUUCCUAUAAGAACGAUUCAUCUGAUGCCAAGGUCUGGAUAUUUUAGCUCUUAUAUUUCCUGGAAAGGGAAAAUGGCAGAGCUUCCAUAAAUAAAACUUCUAAAAUACUUUA
This is a messenger RNA of Miniopterus natalensis, 3559 nucleotides long. Lineage: Eukaryota; Metazoa; Chordata; Mammalia; Chiroptera; Miniopteridae. The record is from RefSeq and is a predicted model, not a curated record.